ACUCAACCAUUGCCUUCAAGAUGUACUGUGGCUUUUCUGAUGGGACCAUGUGCAGAAUGGAUCGUUGUUCCCAGGGUAACAAUAGCUGGGAACUGGUAACACAAGUUUCUGGAGGUCCAAAUUCUGAUCACACGACUUUACCCAGUGGAAGCAAAAACUAUGGUGGAGAAGUAGGCUACUUCAUGCAUGUUAGCACAGCAACCGGUCAGGAGGGAGACACAGCACAACUGGAAACUCAGAGGAUGACUCCCAAAAGAGACUGUCAUAUCCAGUGUCUGCAGUUCUACUAUUACCACAGUGGAGAUGAGUCGGAUGUUCUCAACAUCUGGAUCAGAGAGUUUGAGAAUGAACAGGACUCAACAGGAACCCGACGCCUCAUGGGGCAGAUCACUGGUUCCCAAACAUCUCACUGGAGGCUUCAUCAUGUUUCCUUAAAUGCUUCUAAAAGCUUCCAGGUGGUGUUUGAAGCUCAGAAAGGAGCAGGACUCUCUACAGGAGGCUUCUCAGUUGAUGACAUCAAUCUGUAUGAGACUGAAUGUCCACAUUUAACACUGCAGAUUGAUGACUUUGAGAGAGUCCUGAACACUAGUGUCUCAGGAUCCCGCAUAUACAGUUCACGGCAGUACUCCAGUGAGGGUUAUGCAAACAACUGACUUUUCAAAUGCUGGAUCAGACCACCACCAUUCAGCAGCAGAUGGCAAAGCGGUGGAGUUUCACCACAAAUGAAAAUCAAGUCUAUGCUGGUUCCUCUGUGUGGGAGAAUCCACGUGUGAAAGAGAAUCAGGUCUUUGUAGACCAAAAUAAUCAGCCAGUCUAUGGUGGACUACUUUAUGGCAUGGGAAGUUUUGCAACUUUGAAAGAAAUGAAAACCAGAGAGUUCCUGAAAGGAGGAAGUGCAAUCUUUACUCUCGACUUUCAAGAUCUUACCCCUCUUGUUACUGAAAACACUCUGCCAUGUCCUAAAGUGAGACCAUUGAGCUUCACACACCAGCCCGCAAUGGAAAAUGUCCCCCCAUGUUUACGGACUUCGCCCACUACAGUUCCAACUCAGCCCGCCACGAUUCCAACCCCAACUCAGCCAAAUCCUCCAACCACAGAUAACAGCAUUUUCAACUUCUCUCCUCGUGUGAUGCCUCCUGUCGUCCUCAUCUUCAUGCUCAUGCUGAUGCUUCUGGUUCCUUAAUAUGCAAAGGCCUAUCAUGCAUUGAAUGUUUCAUAUUGGUUACAUUUGACUUUCUUCUAACUUGUUUUUUUUUUAUUUACAUUAGGUAAUUUGGUCCUAUUGUAUGUUUUAUUUAACUUAAAUCACACUCUUUUUUUGAAAUGAUAUGUACUGGAAAGAGGUCUGUGAUGGUAUCAAAGAUUUGGGGAUGGGAAUACAUUUUCUUCUAUAAGCCUCA
Oryzias melastigma (Indian medaka) is the source of this 1400-nucleotide messenger RNA. RefSeq names its product meprin A subunit beta. Gene Ontology annotation, biological process: proteolysis. Gene Ontology annotation, molecular function: protein binding; metalloendopeptidase activity; zinc ion binding. NCBI's taxonomy places the organism in Eukaryota, Metazoa, Chordata, Actinopteri, Beloniformes, Adrianichthyidae. The record is from RefSeq and is a predicted model, not a curated record. Gene Ontology annotation, cellular component: membrane.